This is a messenger RNA of Copidosoma floridanum, 1501 nucleotides long. RefSeq lists its product as uncharacterized. The record is from RefSeq and is a predicted model, not a curated record. NCBI's taxonomy places the organism in Eukaryota, Metazoa, Arthropoda, Insecta, Hymenoptera, Encyrtidae.
AUGUUUCUUGACGACCCAGCUUUAUCCAUUGAAAGUUCUGAAAAUUUAGCAAGCUUAUUUAAAGACGAUCACAGUUCCAUUUUUAGAGAUUCAAACGAAGACGAAUCAGACAUGUUUCCUAAGUAUAAACAUACCGCAGAACAGUAUUUACACUUAGAAAAUAAGAAACUUGCUCUUUUGGAAGAAAACUUGGACAGGAGCGAGAAGAUUCAGACCAAGAGCAAUCAAAACGCUUGCUCUAAUCUUUUGAAGUUCUUUGAAACACUUAUAGAACACUUAAUUAAGAAACUGUUAAGAGAAGCGCAGCAAACUGCCCCAACUAAAUCAGAUGAUGCGCCUGGGCGGAGCGGCAAGGAGGUGCUCAUAGGCGAGGUUGACAUCGCGAUGCGCAGCGACGUGGACAACGAGUAUGGGGCCACGAGUCCACAGCCCUUUGACAAAAAGUGCCUCGUUGACGGCAACGUGUACACGCACAGCCAAAUGAUACCAUCGCGUGACCAAAGCUCGCAUUGUCUCUGCGUGGCCGGCGAGGUGUACUGCUGGUGGCAGACCUUUGGAUCGCCCAAGGCAUUGUCCGCUUUUGCCCCAGACUCCUCCUUCUCCUCGAAGUUGGACAACAGCAUCAAUAACAACGAGAACAGGAACAACAAAAACAACGUCAACGAUGGUGGCAUAGAGCUAUCGGACAACGAGGGUCGCCCAGACCCUGGCACGACCGAAGAGGACUACUCGAGCGAGGUACCGCCCGAGGCCUCCGAGGAGUCAUCCGGCGAUCAGCUUGAUGACAACAAUGUGGAGUCGGACGAGCAGUCGGACAUAAUAGGAGACGAUGAAGACGACGACGAAUACGAGGGGGAAGAAGAGGAAGAGGAAGAAGAAGAUCAGGAAAGUAAUGAUGUGAGACAGGCCGUACCCGCAGCCAUGAACGCCACGACGAUGUCGUCGUUAACGACGACUUCUGCUGCGAGACCCACAAAAGCUCCAGAGCCGUGUCUUUUCAUGGGAAGGGCAUACCAAGAGGGUGAGAUGCUGCCCCACUCGACAGGCAAUUGCGUAGAAUGUAGAUGCGGUACCGGUGCUAGGAUCGAAUGCUCGCCUCGAGACUGUGUGGGCCUGAGGCCCCAGCGCCCGGGAGGAGGAGACCUUGAGUUCUUCGACGGUGGCAACACCUUCUAAUGAUAUCUGCUGACAGUACCCGUGGACCCCCUUCUUGAAAGAAGUUUGGCUUUUUCAAUUUUAGCAAGUGGGAAAUAUACUGCUUUUCCGAAUGUGAUUGCAAUUUUUUUGUGAGCUUGGAGGAUGUACUUAAAGAAGCUGUUGGUCGUACACAUCGAUAAGCCACAAUUUUUCUGUUACUGUUGUGUUAGAAAAGUUUUAUCGUUAUAAAAGACUUGAUAGUUUGCGGAAAUUGUAAAUUUUUUUUCUUUACUAAUUUCCAUUUCUUGAAAAUAAUUGUAAAUUGUUUUAUUCAACAGUUGAUGAAAUAAAUCUUGGCACGAUA